This is a messenger RNA of Penicillium roqueforti, 1188 nucleotides long. Its product is annotated as ELL-associated factor. The transcript has a single exon. The record is from RefSeq and is a predicted model, not a curated record. Bases 1 to 1188 code for a protein of 395 amino acids. Lineage: Eukaryota; Fungi; Ascomycota; Eurotiomycetes; Eurotiales; Aspergillaceae.
AUGGCUACCCCCACAUUGUCCGCCAUGAUCGACCCGACAAAGCAGGCCGAAUACCCAAUUGUGCUAGGGGAAAGGCUUGCUCGAAACCCAAACACGAGCCGGCUGAUCAACGUUAACUACAACCACAAAUCCAAGUCCGCCACCUCACAGCAACGUUCGGUCAUCACCCACUCCCGAUCGGCCGACCUCUAUGACCUCGCCGUGACUGAUAAGGCCCCGAACGCCGAUCAAACGUUGACCUAUUCAUACAAAGGCAGCGAGGACCCGUCGGGCGAGCGAAGCCUGGUACUCAUCUUUGACCCGGAGCGGAAAGUCUUUGUUCUGGAGCCGGUCUCGACAACCUUGAACUUUAAUCUACGGUCGGCACCAGGAAAGACGGAAAAGCAGGUCCGCGAGCAAUACGAACAACUACAGAUAAAGGAAGAAGAUGAACCAGCGAACCCGGUAGAAGACCGGCACGGGGGAAGCGCCAGCGAGGAUGAGGGGCCGGCCGACGACAGCAAUCCCUAUGACUUCCGACAUUUCCUCCCGAAGAAUCGCCGCGAGGAUGACAAGCCGCCCUCGGGCUACAGCACCCCGGAACUUGUCACCAGCCGGGCCAGCACACCGUUAAUGCCGGCUGCCAGAUCCGCGCCGAGACCCGCACCUCGACCCACAACGCAAGCAAACCCCCUACGACAGAAGAGACCGCCAGCAAAAGCACCCGCCAAAACAUACAAGUCAAGCGAGCCGGUCAUUUAUCCCGACCCGUCUGAGCACGGGGACUCGCGCUCGUCGCCGUCCGAUGCAGGCACCGGGUCACAACAAGCUGGGCAGUCUCCUGGCUCGAAUAUCAUUGUCGAUGGAGAUCUCAUUAUUGAUAUGGGAUCUCCACCUCCGCGUCCGCUCGUGGACCGGACUUACUUCUCGUCGAAUAAUACACCGGCAGAUGACGAUGGCGACGAAGACGUUGGGGAGUUUAGUCUGCCCUCCCCGGUCGGCAAUACAGCUCCACUUUCCUCAGGGCACACAGACACGGCUGCUCAAGAGGACGAAAUGGAAGAUGAUGAUGCUUUGGCGGCAGAGAUGGAAGCCGCCUUUGAGCAAAGUGCUCGUGAAGAGGAGGCUCGGAACAACCAGUACAGUCAGCCAACGACCAGGCAAUAUAUCCCCAGUGAUGAUGAGAGCGAGGUCAGCGAGGAGGAGUAA